Messenger RNA from Camelina sativa (false flax), 1868 nucleotides. RefSeq names its product berberine bridge enzyme-like 8. The record is from RefSeq and is a predicted model, not a curated record. Lineage: Eukaryota; Viridiplantae; Streptophyta; Magnoliopsida; Brassicales; Brassicaceae. Gene Ontology annotation, molecular function: FAD binding; oxidoreductase activity.
AAAAUCCUCGACGACAUUUAUAAACUCAAUCACUUGUUUUUUCUUUCACUUCAACGUUCAAUCUCUGGAAAUGAAAUAUCCAGGUAUGAUAUUGGUUCCUUUUCUAUUCUUCGUCGUCUUCAUAUUGGAGCCAAGCUCAUCGCUAGCAAAUUCGGAGACUUUCAUACAAUGCCUAACCUCAAAAUCCGACCCCAAACAUCCCAUCUCCCCGGCCGUGUUCUUUGCCGGAAACCGCUCCUACUCCUCCGUACUAGAAGCCACCAUUCGUAACCUCCGGUUCAACACCUCCAACACUCCAAAACCCUUCCUCAUAAUCGCUGCAACACAUGAAACCCACGUGCAAGCCGCGGUUACUUGUGGCAAACGUCACAACCUUCAGAUGAAGAUCAGAAGUGGAGGCCACGACUACGAUGGCUUGUCAUACGUUACGUACUCUGGCAAACCGUUCUUUGUCCUCGACAUGUUUAAUCUCCGUUCGGUUGAUGUAGACACCGCGAGUAAAACAGCUUGGGUCCAAGCCGGUGCCAUCCUCGGAGAAGUGUACUACUAUAUAUGGGAGAAGAGCAAAACCUUAGCUUAUCCCGCUGGGAUUUGUCCAACGGUUGGUGUCGGUGGCCAUAUUAGCGGCGGAGGUUAUGGUAACAUGAUGAGAAAAUACGGUCUCACCGUAGAUAACACCAUCGAUGCAAGAAUGGUCGACGUCAAUGGAAAAAUAUUGAAUAGAAAAUUAAUGGGAGAAGAUCUCUAUUGGGCAAUAAACGGAGGCGGGGGAGGUAGCUACGGAGUCGUUUUAGCCUACAAAAUAAAGCUCGUGGAAGUCCCUGAAAACGUCACCGUCUUCAGAAUCUCCCGGACGUUAGAGCAAAACGCGACAGAUAUCGUUGACCGGUGGCAACAAGUCGCACCAGAGCUUCCCGACGAGCUCUUCAUAAGAACGGUCAUUGACGUUGUAAACGGCACCGUGUCAUCACAAAAGACCGUCAGGGCAACAUUCAUAGCUAUGUUUCUUGGAGACACAACUACGCUUCUGUCGAUAUUAAACAGGAGAUUCCCAGAGUUAGGUUUGGUCCGGUCAGACUGUACCGAAACGAGCUGGAUCCAAUCUGUGCUGUUCUGGACAAAUAUCCAAGUGGGUUCUUCGGAGAAACUUCUACUUGAGAGGAAACAACCCGUGAACUACCUCAAGAGGAAAUCAGAUUACGUACGUGAACCGAUUUCAAGAACCGGUUUAGAAUCGAUUUGGAAGAAAAUGAUCGAGCUUGAAAUUCCAACAAUGGCUUUCAAUCCAUACGGCGGUGCGAUGGCGAGGAUUUCAUCGACAGUGACUCCGUUCCCAUACAGAGCCGGGAACCUUUGGAAGAUUCAGUACGCUGCGAAUUGGAGAGAAGAUAGGUUAACCGAUCGGUACAUGGAAUUGACGAGAGAAUUGUACCGAUUCAUGACACCGUUUGUUUCCAAGAACCCGAGACAAUCCUUUUUUAACUAUCGUGAUGUUGAUUUGGGGAUCAAUUCACACAAUGGGAAAAUAAAUAGCUAUGUUGAAGGUAAGCGUUACGGGAUGAAAUAUUUCGCGGGAAAUUUCGAGAGGUUGGUGAAGAUUAAGACGAGAGUUGAUAGUGGUAAUUUCUUUAGGAAUGAACAGAGUAUUCCUGUUUUACCGUAAGUGUAUAUUUAUUUGAUUAUUGGUUAGUGAAAUUGGUUGUUGAAUAAUGAUUAUAUGUUGUAAGUCUAUUUGUCUUUAGUCAUUUGAUAUUACAGUUUACAAGUAGUACGGAAUGAUGAUACUUAAGUUUUGUAUAUAUAAUAAAGUUAUGGUAAUGAUGUAAAAACCAAAUUUCAUAUUUAUAUACUAUUUUUAAGACCAGUUA